AAGUAAACAAGUUCAUUUUAUUUAUCUUAUCUUUUAAUAAACAAUGGAUUCUCGUAAGAAUAACAAUAAGGGGAAGCCCCAAAAUCAUUCAAAUGUACGUAAUAAAGGCUUAUCGAAAGAUCGUUUGAAAGCUUUACAAGAAAUGUUUGGACCAAUGGGUAUUAGUAAUAAUUUUAUUAAUCAAGUUGCUCAAGCUCAUAACUAUGAUGUAUCGCAAACUGCAAGCUACCUUUUGGCGUACGCUGAUCGAAUGUCUAAAGUUAAAUCCCAGCCAAUAAAUUCGCCUACUACGAAACAAAAUGUUGGAAACACAUCUUCGACAUCAAAUCAAAUCCCUAAAAAUGUAAAACAAACAUCAAAUUCUUCGGCAUCGACACCGAUUGUUAAUAAAUCAAAACAAAAUAAAAACGCAAGAAAAAACCAAAAUUCUUCGACAUCUUCAACAAAUAUUAAUAAACCAAAACAUUCUACAAAAACACGUUCGAGUUCUGGACCAGGACUCCCUUUACCACCCGCAAAUUUUCAUCCAAUGAAAUCAUUCUCCGAAAUGUUUGCAUCUGGACAAUCAACUCAAUUUACAGAGCGUCGUAGUACGGGAGCCAUUAAAAAGAUCCCACCGAAGAGUCCUGGCGAAUUAGAAUUUGAGCGUAUUGUAAAUCUUAUUAAUACGGGUGUCAAAGUGGUCGUUUUAUUGCGUGGUUUACCUGGCAGCGGUAAAACUCAUUUAGCUCACUUAAUAUUUGAUAAAACUGUGAAAUCUUGCGGCGAAACAAAACCAGAGUAUCAUAUCUUUUCAACGGAUACAUAUUUUGAAUGGUUGGGUGGUCGAAAAGGUUAUCAAUUUGAUCCAACACGUUUAACUGAGGCACAUGAAUGGAAUCGUAAACGAUUUUGUGAGGCAUUAAAUCGUGGUAUUAGUCCGGUUAUUGUGGAUAAUACAAACACUAUGGCUUGGGAAAUGCAUUCAUAUGUUAUUGAAGGAAUGAAAUUGGGCUACGUUAUUGAGGUUCUCGAACCGUUCACACCGUGGGCAUUUAAAAACAAUGAAUUAGCUAGACGAAAUAUCCAUAACGUACCACAAGCAAAAAUCACAGCGAUGAAUGAACGUUAUGAACAUGCGCGUUUAAAUGGCGCACGUCUUAUAGGCGUUUUCAAUUUACAAUAUGAAGACAAUAAUAAACCCCCACAAUUACGACUAUUUCCAAAAACUGAUGAAGAUAGUACUACUGCCAGUGAUAGUAGCUCAGAAGAUUCGAGUGGCGAAGAAAAUGACGAUAAAAGUGAAGACUUAUUCAUAAAAUACAGAUAUUUAUGUAAUAUUUUCCCAAAAUUAAAAAUUCAUUACUUAAAAGAAAUCAUUAAAAAUGGAUCAUUAGAUCCAUUAUGGGAUUUUCUAAAAUCAUUGAAUCUUCAAUAUGAAAGUGGAGAUAUGAAAUGUUUAUUAGACGUCGAAACGGAUCAAUCUGAAAAACAAUCGGAUGAAAAUACUUCAAAACAUCGUUAUUCACGUGAAGAAUUAUUAAAUAUACUUCCAUCAGAUUUACGAGUGAAACUUCAACACAUUUUAGAUGGAAUCAAAGGACAACGUUCGCGUCGAAGACGUCGUACCGAAUCAAAUACAACCGAAACAUCAUCUAGAAACGAUGAAGAAGAUAAUGUGGAAGAAAAUGAUGAUAGUGAAUUAAUUGAUUGGACCAGUGAAUGGAAUAUUGAUGAAAAUAUUACAAAAGUUGAUGAUGAUGAAACAAACCUUAUCAGCGCAUAUUCAUUACUUGAUCUUGACGAUCAAUUUAUCAAUAAUUUACCGGUGACUGAAAUACAAAAAAUUAGUGAUAACGAUAAAAAUCAAUUAGUUGAAAUCGAAGAUAAUAAUAGUUCGGAUAAAACAUUCUCGUUACCAACAUUUAAAAACUUUUUUAAUUUCUUGACGCCUAAACCAAUCGUACCGUCUCAACAAACCUCGUCUAUUACAACACUUGAAGAACUUCUUCAGAGUCCAACCGUAACAAAUGCUUCCACCAUGACUAACAUGAAUACGUUUAUAAUUACAAAUGGUAGUAUAAAAUUAAACGAUCCAGAUUGUUAUAUUUUAGAAACACAUAGUCGUGAUAUAUCAGCAGGAUGUCCAAAUGUGACCGUAGAAAAACCACCACCGAAAAUAUUAAAAUUAGAUAAAAGUUCUAUGACACACGAAGAUAAUUUCCUAGAAGAAACACGCUCACAAGAUGAUGUUAAUAAGAAUUUAAUCGAAUUAGUUGCAAUGUUUCCAAAAAUUCGUAAAAAUUUUAUACGGGAUAUUUAUGAUAAAUGUCACGGUGAUUUUUAUUGGGCAGUUGAAUUACUUUUGGAUACACCUGUUGAUGAGGAUACAAAAAUUGAAGAUUCAUCUUCGUCGGAAGACGAGGAAAUUGAAGAGUCCCCUGAAAUUGAAGAGGAAAAAUGUUCAGUAAUUGAACAUGAUAAAGUAACUUUUUCAAAUAAAAAAAUUCAUCCGGACGAUGUUAUCAGAGUAAAAAAACAAGUCGAAGAACAAUUUGUAAUCGAUGAUUCUCAUUAUUCAGAGCAUUGUUUAAAAAUACGACGUUUCCGACAUGGAGAAUUACCGCCAGCUGGAGAUGACGCCGUUGCUAAGCAACGAAGUAUUUCAGAGACUUCAGUGAACGAGAGUGAUGAUGAAACCGAUUCAAAUGAAACGGAAGAUAGUAUGGAAGACGAUGAAUGUUUAGAAAUGACAUUAGGUUUUGAAUUUGUUAAUCGUUUAGAUUCAGUAUUUGGUAAAGAGAAUCCCAGUUAUCCAGAAGGUUUACAACCAGUAAUUCAAGUCCCUAAAGCAAUUGCACAACAAUUACAUUUACUUUGGCUAGAAUCGUAUUAUCAACAGGUAUGUGCACAUGAAGAACGUUGGGAACAAAUGUUAAAAGAAGAUGAAGAAUUCGCUCGAAAGUUACAAGAACAAGAAACCGAAUUAUCAGCGAGUGGUAGUCAACCGCAAGUACCAUCGAUACAAGAAAUUUUAAAUAUGGAAAUUGAUUUGGAAAUUGCAAAACGUGGUAGCGAAACAAAUGAAAGUUACGAGGAUUUAGCGUCACGAUUAACAAAACAAAAAUUGUAUGAAAUGUUCUCAGGGAUCCCACAGGAAACGGUUAAUGAUAUUUUAGAUAAUUUUAAUAAUAAAUAUGCUGAAACAGUGAAUUAUUUAAUUGGUAUUAUGGGUGAUUCAAGUAGUAGUGGCGGAAAUCAUGAAGGAAUUGGAAGUAUGUUUAAUGAGGAAAAUUUAUCAAAUCAAGAGAAACAACUUAUUGAACAAGCGAAAUUAGCUAGUUUGCAGAUUGUCGAUACCGAACAUCGACCAAUGAUUGUAGUACGUGAAUCAGCGCCAACAUCAUCUUCUCGACAACAAUCACCAUCUCAACAGACACAAAAUAAAUAUGGUGAUGCCGAAUACUAUCGUGAAAUUGGUCAACAAGAAUUACGUUUACGUAAUGAAUGCUUAGAGAAAGCUCGUAACAUGUAUUUACGUGGUUUAACAUCCGCCGCAUUAUAUUAUUCAGAGCUGGCACAAGUACAUAAAAAUAAAUAUGAACAAGCGAAUCAAUCCGCUGCAAUAUAUUUUGUAAAUUCACAUUCACAACAACAUAACAAUAAUAAUACGUUGUUGGAUUUACAUUAUUUGUAUGUGAGCGAAGCAUUACAAGUAUUAGAUUUAUUUAUUGAUAAUCAUAUAUCACAAUUACAAAAUACCAAUAAAAAAUGUAUUACAUUGAAUUUGAUAACGGGACGUGGUGCACGUAGUGCUGGAGGAAGGGCACGUGUUAAACCAGCUGUUUUACGACGAUUAAAACAACGACAUUUAAAAUAUCAUUUCAUCAAUCCUGGAUUAUUGAAGUUUAAACUACGUCAUUAUGAUGUAAUGACAAAUUCUCUUAAAUAAAACGGGCAAUCAACGGGUUUACCCCAAAACCUCACCCCAAGCCCCGUGCACACGGGCUUGAGUAUUUCUAUACUUGUUAGAAACUAUAUUCAGUUCUUUGUUUAUGUUUGAAAAUAUCUUAAAUAUAUUUCAUUCCAUUUAUAAGAUAUUAAAUGAAUUCGACGAGUACUCGAUUUUUAUUUUAUAAAUGGAACACUUCGAAAUUUCUGAACGUUUGUUCGAUUCACAAUAAAAAAUGCACCAUUUAUUUUUUUUUUUACAUUAUGUUUUGAAAUUUUACAAAACAAGCCAUACUUAGUAAUACACUCUACGAAAGUAAAAACGCGACAUUUGAUUUAAUUUGAGCCGCGCGUCAGGAGUAUUAAGCCAUUUUUCCAUUUAAAUAUCGGCUUAAAAACACAUCACUUUAGAACCUAAGGAUUUUAUCAAUAUUUGUCACUUUUUACUAAUUAAAAUUAUGUUAGAUUCGCCUAAAAUUAUUGGGUAAAAGAAAACGGAGAACUUAACCAUGAUGACUGUUAUCUUAAUUUAAAACAAGAUAAUUAUCUUCGAAUUCCAUCUCGAUCGUUGCGUUAAAAUAUUGGUUUUAAUCGUUAUUUUAAUUAGUUCAGUAUUAUCCGUUUUAUUACUUUUAAAGUUCAAUACAGUAUCAGAAAAUAUUUUUGUUUUCUGGAUCUUUUGAAUGACCAAGUAACGAGAUGGGCGUACAAGAUGUAACAUCACAAUAUACUUUGGAUUGCAUCGAGAAAUGUGCAGGUAAACCUUUUUGGUACCGUAAAACGUAAUCCAAAAAGGGCUUCUUAAAAAGUCCUAUUGACUGCAUGUUUCAUGAUGCAACCCUCCCGGAAAACCCUACUUUUUUUAUUUUCCAAUGCUGAUUUGUAAGUUUAUAUGUUUUUUUGUUUAGAUUUUAAGUUUGAAAUUUUUUCGUAAGUUCAAAUAUGAUCUCCGGAUAAAAGAAAUUAAGUACCGGAAACUCUCGGAUUUCCACAUUUUAUUUUAAAACAUGACCUUUUUUUAGUAUAGGGAAUUAAGGAAUUGUUAACGAUUCGGAUUCUUGACUAUCUAGUGUCCAGUCUCUGAUGACCUAUUGUCUGUCCUAGCUGUAGGCUACCUAAGGCACGAGGUCCUCCUGGAAAAGAGCUAGAUAUUUGAAUUUUUGACGUUUAUUUGCAAGUGAGAAAUAAUUAUAUUUUUGUAUAGAUUUUAAGAUUGAAAUAUUGUUAAUUAUGUUAUAAGUUAAUGUUUAAUUUGAUAAAUACCGGAAAUUCCGGUUCUCCACACUCUAUUUUGAAACUAUACAUGACCAAUUUAUUUGUGUUAUGGGGGGAAUUAGGGAUUUGUUGAUAUAGAAUACAGUAAUAGUCAUUUAAUUGCCAUAAAAUUUUGUUUUGUGAAAAUGAAGGUGCAUUUUAGAUUUUAAGAUUUAUUUAGUUACCAAAUAUCAGAUAUCAGAUAGAUAUGACGUACAAUUAAUUAAUUGAUAGAUUUAUCGAAAUAAGACUUAUCGUAUAAUUUUUUUUUAGAAACGGCUUUAAAAAAUCUGUUAACGGUUGUUGCAAUUAGUUGAGAGUAUUAUGAAAUUAAAAAGGGGUAAAACAUUCAUUUGAAUCUUCCUUUACUACAAAAUAAUCGUUUGAAAUUUGGGCAAUUUUCAAAUUUUUGUACUGUUACCACCAGAGGUGGAUUUAUGCUUAGGCUCGUGAGCAGAGCGUUAGUAACUCGAGCGUAUCAGAUUAACAUAUGAGGGAUUCAUUGAACCUUCCUUAGUAUCUCCAUCAAAUAUUAGCCCUAAAUAAGGGGGGGGGGUAGAUGAAUUAACUCGAGCGGGUCAGAUAUGGCGGGUUAAUUACAUGCAAAAAAAUGUACAUUUUAAUAAUCUGAAAAAAUUUUGAUUGCGCUCGAGUUACUACGGGUAACGAAACUUUCCAAGCCUCGCAUUUCCUUGCUUCACGCUUAAAACGUCAGAUUAUUGAAAUGUACAUUUUUUUUUAGCAUGUAAUUAAUCCAUCACAUCUUAAUCUGACGCGCUCGAGUUAAUUCAUCUAUUGCAAUUUCUUUUUUUACAUAUCUGAUCGUCUGUACGCUUACACGCAUCCCCCUAUAUUUAGGGCUAAUAUUUGGAGGAGGUACUAAGGAAGGUCCAAGGAACCUCCCAUAUGUUAAUCUGACGCGCUCGAGUUACUACAUAAAUCCCCUCUUAGGCUCUCCUAUUAUAAAAAGUGUAGGUUAUUUGUACGAAUAAGGAUAUUUUAGUCCUCGGGACAACAUCCUUUUUGUUAAAUGAAGUGACUUCUAUAAGUGGCUUCUAUGCAACUUAAGUGCUAACAAUAUUUUAUUAAUUGAUAAGCCAUGUGUCUUUUAUUUGUGAUAAGCGAUAUUGUCAUCCACACACGCUUUGUGGAAUGGAAAUAUUUGUUUCAAAUAAAGUCGUCACUAAUUCAUGAUCGAUCAAAGCAUAAAAUUUAAGUGUUGUGAAUUUAAUAUUU
This is a messenger RNA of Chrysoperla carnea, 6420 nucleotides long. RefSeq lists its product as uncharacterized. The record is from RefSeq and is a predicted model, not a curated record. The transcript is spliced from 5 exons. Lineage: Eukaryota; Metazoa; Arthropoda; Insecta; Neuroptera; Chrysopidae. Bases 44 to 3931 code for a protein of 1295 amino acids.